This is a messenger RNA of Geodia barretti, 651 nucleotides long. The record is from the annotation of a GenBank genome assembly. Lineage: Eukaryota; Metazoa; Porifera; Demospongiae; Tetractinellida; Geodiidae.
AUGGACGUGGAUUUCAUCAUGGCCAAGCAGUUGAAGCAGAUGGAGAAGGAGUUGAGAGAGAAAGAUACCAAACUCAGGACCCAGGAGAAGAAGGCAAGUCUGCCACAACUCUACCCCACACCACCACCCUUGAUACCUCUGCUGGAGAAACACUACCAGCAGCAGAUCGUGGAGGACAAGGCAUUUCACGAGCAGCAGGAGGAGGAGCGGGUGUCCACGGAGGUCAGGGAGAGGAAGGAGAUGGAUGAGAACAGGGAGAGGAUGGGUCGCAUGGAGUCCAACCGCCGGGAAUUCCUGAAUGUGGUUCGGAAGGAACGCCAAGAGGCCCACAUGGUCAGAUUUUUCAAAGUGAAAAACCCACUAAACCCACUCAUUGAUACUUUGCGGGCAAGGCAGGAAGCACAGAAGGCCAGACAAGAGGAGGAGCGUCGACAGAGGCAGGAGGUGGACGAUGCCCAGAUGAUGACACAGCGACGGCGAGACGAAGAGAUCGAGGCAAAGCUUCGGCGUCGCGAGGAGGAGGCCCAGCGAGAUAGACAGCAGCCGAUGGGGGGAGAGGAGAGGGACUGGAGGUCCGACCAGCAGCAGCAGCAGCAGCAGGGUGGCUGGAGGAAAGAGGAACCAGAGAGACCACCGCCUCAGAGAUGGUGA